AUGAAGAUCACAGUUGUGGAGCAUGUUACACCUUCGGCUCUGACCCUCCAUCACGAGGGCUUCUUCUGGCGCUGUGCAUUUCAGGUGGAGCUCACAGCAGAGCUGCACCACUCCACUCUGUACACGAACCAGCCAGAGUCUAAAGCAUGUAUCCACGGUUACCUUUUUCCUCUGCCCGUCGCCCUUGGACCUGUACCCCACCCCAUGUACGACCCAACAGCAGUUUUCCGAGGUUUUUGGACAGUCCUGAUGAUCCUGGCUCUGCUCUGCGCUCUGAUUGGUGGAUUCCUCUUGGUCUGUGGCAUCCCGUUCUACAGCCACAAACUGUACCGAGUGGGCGGGGCUCUACUCAUCGCUGCCGCCUGUCUGUUCCUGUCGGUGCUGCUGCUGUACGUGAUGUGGGUGGAGCUUGUGGAUGUGAGGCGUUAUAUUCUUCAGGAAAGUGGCGAGACGUGUCCCACAGCAGAAGUCCAAAUCCACUAUGGCCUGUCCUUCAUGGUGGCGGCCUCAGGAGUACCCCUAGUGCUCAUAUCCGGGAUUAUAUUCCGGUGCAUCGCCCGAGCUCUGGGUGGAGACAAGUUUUAACAGCACAAAGAAAAGGACUUGUGAUUGGGUAUGCAGCCCUGGGACUCAGUAGUACUAGUCUCUCAUGUAAAUAGUAGGCUAGAUUUGGUGGAUAUGACCAACACUGCAACAGAGCAUUUAAACCCUAUCUUGGAAUUAUUCUGGAAAUGUUUUAUUCUCUGCAGUGUGAUAAAUCUGUAAUUCAUUGCAAUUUUAUCAUUCAGUCAGAUACUCUUCUUAUUAAAGGUUCUUAUUUUAAAAAGUCUGUUACUUUGUGGUCUCAUUCUCAGCUAUUGAUUCAAACUCUUGCAUGAGUUAGUUGCUCACAGGGGAUGCCCAGAUUCUAUAUUAAUCAUCAAACUAUGAUCUCAUCUCUUUUUAUGGAUAUUACCGAGGCACAAGUUAGAGGCCGGUGAAGGGGGCAUGUUUACUUCAAGGACCUAG
Molecule: messenger RNA, 1008 nt
Organism: Periophthalmus magnuspinnatus
Lineage: Eukaryota; Metazoa; Chordata; Actinopteri; Gobiiformes; Gobiidae
Product: transmembrane protein 182-like
Exons: 5
Coding region: 1-585 (194 amino acids)
Cellular component (GO): membrane
Source: RefSeq, a predicted model, not a curated record